GUAUGAUUUGAUUUGGUGAGCCUCGCCAAAAACUGAAUCAUUCAAAGUUGUGUGGCAUGUGACCGCGCGCUUCCAGACCUAAAUCCGAAGACUAAAACCUCCCCACACCGCACUCCGCACUAACUAACACGCAAACACCAACAAAGCAUCUCUUUUCUGUUCUCUCUCAAUUGAAAACAUAAAAACAAAAAUUACAAACUUACCCCGCCGUGGAAGCCACCUUCGCUUUCUGCUUUCGGUGCUUCGCCAUCAUCAACGACGGCGAUCGCGGCGUCUCGCCUAUCAUCUCCACCACUAGCAGGUACGCCCGCCGUCCCUCACCGAUUAAAACCGACGAUUCGGAUCCCACUAAGGAUUCCGAAUUCGCAUUCGGAUCUCACAAAUCCUCAUGCUUCGCGAAUCCACCAUCUCCCUCUUCCUCUUCUUCUUCUUAUGCUGUCAUGCGGAUCCGGAGUGCACGCGGGUCAGCCCGCUCGUCGAUUUGGAGUUCGACUUCAAGAUGGUUCAGCACCAGCUCAGAGGCCGCAUCAAGGUCCUCGACGAUUGCUCCUUUAGGGUUUCACAAUUUGACAUGCUCUCCGGCUCCGACGUUCAUUGGUGGGGCGCCCUCGCCCCUGAUCUUGAUAACCUCACCAACGGAUUCGUCAUUUCCGAUCACCGCUUGAACCAAACUUUCGCCAAUUCCACCUUCGUUGUGCGCUUGCUCAACAACGUUACCUGGAGCAUGAUCCAGGUCCUUGCAGUUUGGGAUCGCCCUACCGGCUCCGAUUUUGGCCACAUCGUCCUCGAAGAGUUAGCCAAUGUCACUGAGGCAUCUCCCGCACCCGCUCCGGCCGGCGGGGACGGGAAAGGAAAAGGUGAGGUUCGUAUUCACACUGAGCCGACAAUGUUUGAGAAUUGCAAGGUUUUGUCUGAUAAUUUUAGGCUAAGGUGGAGUUUGAAUGUGGGGGAGGAUUCCAUUGAGAUUGGUCUCGAAGCUGCAACUGGGAUCAUGAAUUACAUGGCUUUUGGCUGGGCAAACCCUAAUAACACUGGGUCUGAGCUCAUGGUUGGUGCUGAUGUUGCUGUUGCAGGGUUUAAGGAGGACGGGUUGCCAUUUGUGGAUGAUUUCUUCAUCACCAAGUAUAGUGAGUGUGUCACAGAUAGCAAUGGAUCUUCAGAAGGGGUUUGCCCCGAUUCGAUCUAUGUUGGUCCUGAUAGAGUUGGUUUGGUGAAUAAUACUGAGUUGAUUUUUGGGCAGAGGAAAGAUGGAGUCACAUUUGUUAGAUAUAGGAGGCCAUUGAGUAAGGUUGAUGGGAAGUAUGAUCACCCUGUGGAUCCUUUGGCUAACAUGACGGUUAUCUGGGCAAUGGGCAAGAUUAGGCCUCCUGAUACCCUUCAGCAUCACUAUCUUCCUCAGAAUCAUGGCGGUCUUCCAUCUCAGAAUUUCGGGCAUUUGGUUCUGAAUGUUUCUGAGCAUGUGAAUGAUUGUCAUGGUCCCCUGGAUGCUGAGGAUAAAGAGGAUCAAGAUGUCAUCAUUGCUGAUGGUAAGGUUCCGUUGGUUGUUUCGACUGGUCCAGCACUGCAUUAUCCAAAUCCGCCAAAUCCGGAGAGGGUUCUUUACAUCAACAAAAAGGAAUCUCCUGUGUUGAGGGUGGAAAGAGGGGUGCCUGUCACGUUUUCCAUACAAGCCGGGCAUGACGUUGCAUUUUAUGUUACUUCUGAUCCAAUCGGUGGAAAUGCUACUGUGAGGAAUCUAACUGAGACAAUUUAUGCUGGAGGUCCUGAGGCUCAUGGAGUUGUAGCCAGUCCUAAGGAGUUAGUUUGGGCACCUAACAGGAACACUCCCGACAAGUUAUACUAUCAUUCAUUGUUUGAGCCGAAAAUGGGUUGGAGAGUUGAGGUUGUUGAUGGGGGUCUGUCUGACAUGUAUAAUAAUAGUGUUCUUCUUGAUGAUCAGCAGGUUACUUUCUUCUGGACAUUGUCAAAGGAUUCCUCCAUAUUUAUUGCUGCUCGUGGUGAGAAAAAGAGUGGUUAUCUUGCAAUAGGAUUUGGAAGUGGAAUGGUAAACACUUAUGCUUAUGUAGGCUGGAUAGAUGAUAAUGGUCUAGGUCGAGUUGACACUUACUGGAUUGAUGGAAAGGAUGCUAAAAGUAUACAUCAUACGCAUGAGAAUUUGACAUAUGUGAGAUGCAGAACAGAAAAUGGUAUUAUUACCUUGGAAUUUACACGUCCACUGGACCCAUCAUGUGAUAGGAGCAUUAGGCCAGAAUGUAGCAAUAUUAUUGAUCCCACAACUCCACUUAAAGUUGUUUGGGCAAUGGGAGCUAGAUGGAGUAAUGAAAAUCUUAGUAACAUGAAUAUGCAUUCAGUCACGAGUAGUAGGGCUAUUAAUGUACUGCUGAUGCGUGGCUCGGCAGAAGCAGAGCAGGAUUUACUUCCAGUUUUGGCUGUGCAUGGCUUUAUGAUGUUUCUGGCAUGGGGUAUGUUGCUUCCUGGAGGUAUAUUGGCAGCUAGAUACUUGAAACAUCUUAAGGGUGAUGGCUGGUACAAGAUUCAUGUUUACUUGCAAUACUCAGGAUUAGUAAUUGUUCUACUUGCCCUUCUUUUUGCUGUUGCUGAGCUUCGGGGUUUUUAUGUCACCUCACCACAUGUUAAAUUUGGAAUUGCUGCAAUAUUUUUUGCUUGUAUACAACCAGUGAAUGCAUGCCUACGGCCUCCAAAACCAAAUAAUGGGGAGCAUCCAUCUUUGAAAAGGGUUAUUUGGGAAUACUUUCACAUUAUUGUUGGCAGAACUGCUUUUGUUUUAGGCCUUGCAGCACUUUUUAGUGGCAUGAAGCAUUUGGAAGAAAGAUAUGGUGAGGAAAAUGCCAACGGACUCAUUUUGGCAAUGGUGGUUUGGUUCGUACUCGGUGCAUUCAUUGUGUUUUAUUUGGAAUACCGUGAGAGGCAGCGAGUAAGGGGCCGGAUAUUUGGAAGAAGCAAUUGGGUGCUUGGUAAUGCCGAGGAAGAUGAUUCCCUUGAUCUAUUGAGCCCAUCCAGGGCACAUGCAGAGAAAGAGUCACAAACCUCUGCAACAAUGGAAGUCCAGCUAGAACCUUUGAACAGAUAGAUGCAUGUUUUUGAACUUCUGAUUCGAACUCUCUGUUUUGCUACAAAUUUUGGCAGAUUUUGAGUUGUCACGCUAAUUCAUGAGGCAUUUUUGAGGUCUCAGGGGAGCACUUGCUGUUCAAUACCUCGUGUUCCACCCAUGAUGCCAUCUUUUGUGAAGAGUAGCUUUCCGAUAGAUUCAUACAUGUUCAGCAGAAUAGGUUAUAUCAUUUCUUCAUUGUAGCUGCUUUUAUUCUUCCCAAACCCACCAAAAAGAAAGAGAGAGAAGAAAAUCAGUCAUUACAAAGUCAAAGCAUACUUGUGGAUUAAUUUAGGAGGCUGUCGUAGACAAAAAGCUUUGUUUAUAUUAUGAGAUGCAGGAAACUAAUACAAAGUCGUUUAUUUUUUGUUUCAA
Arachis stenosperma is the source of this 3484-nucleotide messenger RNA. RefSeq names its product cytochrome b561, DM13 and DOMON domain-containing protein At5g54830. The record is from RefSeq and is a predicted model, not a curated record. The transcript has a single exon. Gene Ontology annotation, molecular function: heme binding. Gene Ontology annotation, biological process: cytochrome complex assembly. Bases 389 to 3091 code for a protein of 900 amino acids. NCBI's taxonomy places the organism in Eukaryota, Viridiplantae, Streptophyta, Magnoliopsida, Fabales, Fabaceae.